GAAGCAGGCGCAGGUGGGCGUGGAGGGUUUGCGGCUGGCGGCGGAGGUGGAGGUGCCCAAGGGCUUCAUGUGGGAUGGAGAGAUGUGCGUGGGUCCCCUCCGCACCCAGGUGUUCCAGGGCACGGUGCAGGGCUGCCCGGUGUACCUGGUGCGCCCCGCGGAGGGCACCGGCAGCAACAUAUUCCGAGGGGGCAGGAUAUAUGGCGGGUCCUAUAAUGAGAUGGAGGCCUACCUCUACUUCUGCCGCGCCUGUCUGGAGUUCCUGCGCCACUCCCACCAGCAGCCGCACAUCCUGCAGCUGCACGACUGGCACACCGCCGCAGCCGCCAUGUUGUACUGGCAGGAGUACGACAGCGGGGGGGCGGGGCGAACCCGGGUGGUGCUGACCAUACACAACAUGGAGAACACGGG
Molecule: messenger RNA, 411 nt
Organism: Astrephomene gubernaculifera
Lineage: Eukaryota; Viridiplantae; Chlorophyta; Chlorophyceae; Chlamydomonadales; Astrephomenaceae
Source: the annotation of a GenBank genome assembly